Fukomys damarensis (Damara mole-rat) is the source of this 661-nucleotide messenger RNA. RefSeq names its product S100 calcium binding protein P (gene S100p). The record is from RefSeq and is a predicted model, not a curated record. Bases 214 to 501 code for a protein of 95 amino acids. Lineage: Eukaryota; Metazoa; Chordata; Mammalia; Rodentia; Bathyergidae. Gene Ontology annotation, biological process: endothelial cell migration. Gene Ontology annotation, cellular component: cytoplasm; extracellular exosome. The transcript is spliced from 2 exons. Gene Ontology annotation, molecular function: calcium ion binding; transition metal ion binding.
GGGAGGUCCCGCUGUGACUCAGGGUGACUCCCACACAAGCACAGGUGGACACAGCAGUGAGGCUCCAAGGUGGCCAGGGCAGGGGAAGAAACAGAAAAGGCCAGCUCUGUGCCCAGCCCGCCCCACCCUCUGUGUCAACAAAGCGGGCCUCAUAAAGCCUUCAGGUGGCUGGGCCGGGCUCAUUUCCUCCUCAGCCCUGACAGCCCCACCACCAUGACAGAGCUGGAGAGGGGCAUAGGCCUGAUGGUCCAGGUCUUCAGCCGGUAUUCAACCAGCGAGGGCAACAAGCAGACCCUGACCAAGAGCGAGCUGAAAACGCUGAUGGAGAAAGAGCUCCCGGGCUUCCUGCAGAGCGGAAAGGACAACGACACUGUGGACAAACUGAUCAAGGACCUGGACGCCAAUGGAGACACCGAGGUGGAUUUCAACGAGUUCGUGGUGUUUGUGGCCACGCUUGCUUCCAUCUGUCACAGCUUCUUUGUGAAGGCAGCGCCCAUGUGAAGUCCUGGGCUGCAGAUUCCUACCGGGGUGCUUGCAGGGGCUGGGAGCAGGUUCCUGGCUUCCAGAGAGCCCACUGUGACUCCCCACUGCCACUGAGCCUGCUGCUGGUGCCACUUUGAUGAAUAAAGGCUUGUGAGAUGGUACCGGCCUUAGAGAGUCU